Oreochromis niloticus (Nile tilapia) is the source of this 11612-nucleotide messenger RNA. It is a transcript of the gene dgkh, whose product is annotated as diacylglycerol kinase, eta. Gene Ontology annotation, cellular component: plasma membrane; cytoplasm. Lineage: Eukaryota; Metazoa; Chordata; Actinopteri; Cichliformes; Cichlidae. The coding region runs from base 384 to 9944 and encodes 3186 amino acids. The record is from RefSeq and is a predicted model, not a curated record. Gene Ontology annotation, molecular function: ATP-dependent diacylglycerol kinase activity; protein kinase A binding. Gene Ontology annotation, biological process: intracellular protein localization; phospholipase C-activating G protein-coupled receptor signaling pathway. The transcript is spliced from 41 exons.
CCUGCCUCCGCGAGCGAGCGAGCGGUGCCGAGCGAACCCCGGCAGUUUAAAUGGCUUUGACACUUAUCACGUGUAACGCCAAUAAGACCGGCUCUUGAAAGAAGAGAGAGAACGUCGCGGAGGAGGAGGAGAAGGAAAGGAGCGAGCAGGAGGAGGAGAGGAGAGCGGUGGGAGGACGAGGCGAGUGUGUAGUCCAAUCUGUUCGGUGUGCACAUGAGUGGCGUAGCGAGGCCAGUGAGCGCGAGGCAGGUUGUGAAUUCCUCCACCUUCCUUCCCUAAUUUCGUUUCUUUUCUCCCCGGAGCGGACGCAGAGGUCUGCGACUAUGGAAGAUGUCUACCCUUACAGCCGCAGCCCAGCCUGGGAGGAACUGAGGCAGUGAGAGAUGACAGCGAGGAGAGACGUUUCCCAGACGCUGAGCAGCUCUCGCCUCCAGGAGAGGAAGGGAACGGCGGAGGCGAAGGCUAACCCCGAUUGGUUUUAUCCCUCCCCUCGACAGGAGCCGGAGAAAGGGCCGCCGUCCGCGGCGGGGAUCCAUGCCCAUGUGGUGGGCGCUGUCGCCGGCUCCGGCGCUACGGAGGAGUCCUCCGAUAGCGAGGCAGAGCAGGAAGGCCCCCAGAAACUAAUCCGGAAAGUGUCCACCUCAGGGCAGAUCAGGAGCAAGACGAGUAUAAAGGAGGGAUUGCUGUUGAAACAGACUAGCUCAUUCCAGAGGUGGAAAAAGCGCUACUUCAAACUGAGAGGACGAACUCUCUACUACGCCAAAGAUGCCAAGUCUGGCAGUGCCUUGGCACACUGGCAGGAGCGGGCGCUACGCAGAGUGUCCAGGAGUCGCGUGUGCUGGCGAGUUCUGUCCGUGUGCUGGACGGGCGCACGACGCUCCCCUCCACCCCUGGGUGCCAGCGGAUCUGAGGAAGGCCUAGUGAGAAUUCGGUCCCUUAUCUUUGAUGAGGUGGAUCUGUCGGAUGCCAGCGUUGCAGAGUCCAGCACUAAGAAUGUCAACAACAGCUUCACAGUGAUCACUCCAUUCCGUAGGCUCAUCCUCUGUGCUGAGAACAGGAAAGAGAUGGAGGACUGGAUCAGCUCGCUCAAGUCCGUUCAGUCCAGAGAGCAUUACGAGACAGCACAGUUUAAUGUGGAACAUUUCUCAGGGAUGCACAACUGGUACGCCUGCUCCCAUGCACGGCCCACCUUUUGCAACGUUUGUAAGGAUAGUUUGUCUGGGGUAACAUCUCAUGGCCUCUCCUGUGAAGUAUGCAAAUUCAAAGCGCACAAACGCUGUGCUGUCAGAGCCACCAACAAUUGUAAAUGGACCACCCUGGCCUCCAUAGGGAAGGAUAUCAUUGAGGAUGAGGAUGGGAUUGCAAUGCCUCACCAGUGGUUGGAAGGCAACCUGCCUGUCAGUGCCAAGUGUGCUGUGUGUGAUAAGACGUGUGGCAGCGUGCUGAGACUUCAGGAUUGGCGCUGCCUCUGGUGCAAAGCUAUGGUGCACACAGCCUGCAUGGACUUAUAUCCACGCAAGUGUCCCCUAGGUCAAUGCAAAGUCUCCAUCAUCCCCCCUACUGCUCUCAACAGCAUCGACUCAGAUGGCUUCUGGAAGGCCACCUGUCCCCCGUCAUGUGCCAGUCCCCUCCUUGUCUUUGUCAACUCCAAAAGUGGCGACAACCAGGGAGUGAAGUUCCUACGGCGCUUCAAGCAGCUUCUGAACCCAGCUCAAGUCUUUGACCUGGUCAACGGUGGGCCACACCUUGGUUUGCGCCUGUUUCAGAAGUUUGACAACUUCCGAAUCUUGGUGUGCGGAGGUGAUGGCAGUGUGGGAUGGGUCCUCUCAGAGAUCGACAAACUCAAUCUACACAAACAAUGCCAGCUGGGGGUGUUGCCCUUGGGCACCGGCAAUGAUCUGGCGCGAGUGCUUGGCUGGGGCCCGUCAUGUGACGAUGACACCCAGCUGCCUCAGAUCCUGGAGAAGCUAGAGAGGGCCAGCACCAAGAUGUUGGACCGCUGGAGCAUCAUGACCUACGAGAUUAAGAUCCCACCCAAACACAGCUGCCCUACCACGCCUGAAGGAGCUGAUGACUGCCAGUUUCAUAUUUCAACCUAUGAAGAUUCAGUAGCUACUCACCUCACAAAGAUCCUCAACUCUGAGCAGCACUCUGUGAUCAUCUCCUCUGCCAAAAUUCUGUGUGAGACAGUGAAGGAUUUUGUUGCCAAAGUGGGGAAGGCCUAUGAGAAAAGCACUGAGAAUGCUGAGGAGUGCGACUCUAUGUCUCUCAAAUGUGCCAUCCUCAAUGAGAAACUGGACUCCCUCCUCCAGACCCUCAACACAGAGUGCCAAGCUCUACCUCCACUCCCCCUCUCCACUCCACCUAUUGUAGAGGAGGAACAGGAGGAGGAGGAAGAGGAGGAGGAGGCCAGUGAAGAGAGCCUGACAGAGCUGAAGGAGAAACUGGAGGAGGAGGAGACGGAGAAAGGAGUGGCAGGAGGUUCGCCGCACCAGCUGUUCAAAAGUAGGGAGCAGUUGAUGCUCAGGGCCAACAGUCUGAAGAAAGCAGUUCGACAGGUCAUAGAACAGGCAGAGAGAGUGGUUGAUGAGCAGAAUGCCCAUACGGAGGACCCAGAGCUUCCAUCCCCUUUGGAGAAGGACAGCGAGGACGAGAACAGAGACAGUGAGAAAGAUGAGGACACUAAGGAACUGGAAGCAGUGUCAUCUGCUAAGAGUCCCUGUUCUCCAACGGAGAGGAGAGUGAGCCGUAGCACCCAGUCCUAUAGCUCCUUCACCAUCACACCCUUCACCACCAGCAAGGAGAACCUCCCUGUACUCAACACACGCAUCAUCUGCCCAGGUUUGCGAGCAGGUUUGGCUGCCUCUAUUGCUGGCAGCUCUAUCAUUAGCAAGAUGCUGCUGGCUAACAUCGACCCUUUCGGGGCCACAUCAUUCAUCGACCCUGACCUGGACUCUCUAGAGGGCUAUAUGGAGAAGUGUGUCAUGAACAACUACUUUGGCAUUGGCUUGGAUGCAAAGAUCUCACUGGAGUUUAACAACAAGCGAGAGGAGCAUCCAGAGAAAUGCAGAAGUCGUACCAAGAAUAUGAUGUGGUAUGGUGUUCUGGGCACUAAGGAGCUGCUGCAAAGAACCUACAAGAACCUGGAGCAGAAGGUCCAGCUGGAGUGUGAUGGACAGUACAUCCCACUGCCCAGCCUUCAAGGGAUAGCAGUGUUGAACAUUCCUAGCUACGCAGGCGGGACCAACUUCUGGGGCGGCACCAAGGAGGAUGAUAUAUUCUGUGCUCCAUCUUUCGAUGACAAGAUCCUGGAAGUGGUUGCUGUUUUUGGGAGCAUGCAAAUGGCUGUGUCCAGAGUAAUCAAAUUGCAACACCACCGCAUAGCACAGUGUCGAACUGUGAAGAUUACGAUCCUGGGUGAUGAGGGGGUCCCCAUUCAGGUGGACGGUGAGGCCUGGAUCCAACCGCCUGGAGUCAUCAAGAUCCAGCACAAGAACAGAGCACAGAUGCUCACCAGAGACCGGGCAUUUGAGAACACACUGAAGUCAUGGGAGGACAAGCUCAAGUAUGAUAAGCCUCCUUUGCGACCUCACCUCUACCCUCAGCAGUCUGUGGAUCUGGCCACAGAGGAGGAGGCAGGCCUGGUGCAGAUCUGUGCCCGGGCUGCAGAAGAGCUCAUUACAAGGAUAUGUGAGGCUGCAAAGACGAAUGGGCUCCUAGAGCAGGAACUGGCUCACGCUGUUAAUGCUGCAUCACACGCCAUCAACAAAACACACCCGAAGUUCCCCGAGAGCCUUACUCGGAACACAGCCAUUGAGGUGGCCAGCACUGUGAAGGCACUCCACAAUGAGACCGAGUCUCUUCUGUUGGGCCGAGUCUCUCUACAACUGGACCCACCAGAGGAGGAGCAGCUGUCCAGCGCUCUGCAGAGCGUGGAGCUAGAACUUGGGAAACUGGGAGAAGUCCCCUGGCUUUACCACAUCCUGCAGCCCAAUGAGGAGGAGGAUCACUCUCUGGGUUACGGCAAGAGGAACAGUCGCAGCAGCAUGUUUCGCAUAGUGCCCAAGUUCAAGAAGGAGAAGGCCGCCAAGAAGACAAGCCCUCAAUCAGUGGAAAGAUGGGGCACAGAGGAGGUGGGCAUCUGGCUGGAACAGCUGAGUCUGGGGGAGUACAGAGACACCUUCAUCCGACACGACAUCCGAGGCUCGGAGCUGCUGCACCUGGAGAGGAGGGACCUGAAGGUGAAAGGCCAGCCGGCCAGCCAGCCAGCCAGCCACAUACAGCUAGCUGUCACUAUGGAUGCCUGCGCCCGUAUUCGAGGAGUCCCAAUCAGGUCCAGGUCCUCAGUGCGGAAAGAGACUGUGCGAGACAGUGGGGCGCAGAAUGUGAAGAGCCUCUUCAGGAAUAAAAAGGAGCUCUGUGGCAUUGGUUUAGAGCUGCCAGCAAGAGAUGCCACCAGGCUGACAGAGAUUCACUUUGUGUGUCUGCCUGAUGUAAGUGAUGGAGAAGAUGUCACCCAGCAGGUACAACAUGCUCUGUCUUCUCUGUCAGGGGGGCUGUGUGAGCUUCUCAGGUCCCUCCACGUCCACAGCAUUAGGAGCGAUGAAGUCCUGCUGCUCAAAGACUCUCGCAGGCUGCCAGAGCACAAGGAUGCCGGACCUCAGUAUUGGUUAAAGACAGUGUGUGUGCUGAGGAAUAGUUCCAGCACCAACGUUUACCCUCAAGCCAGUGUUCCGACUUUGGUGGGGCUGCUGGGGUGCUACAUGGCAGGUCUCCGCUAUACGCUGGAGCUUCAGGGUCUUCAGAGGGGGGCAGCUGAGCCCAACCAGCCAGAUGAAGACGACACCAACCAGUCGGUCUCAUCAAUCGAGGAUGACUUUGUCACAGCCCUAGAACAUCUGGAGGAGGACGACACAGGAGACAAUACCUCUGCAGCUCCAUUUAGUCAUUUUAAAAAGCGUGAUGUGGCUUCACAGACUGUCCCAGCUCACAAGAGAAGAAAGGAAUUAUCAGGCUCCCGCAUUAUCAUAAGCUCGACUUCGAAGAAGUAUUCAGCCAAACACAGAUCUGGUCCUGACGUAUCUGUCACAGUGCAGAGGUCAUCGGGUGUGGAAUCCCAGUGGACUUACUGCAGUCCUGGAGUUCGUCUCCCCUCACCUUUGAUUCAUGUCAGUGAAUCAGAAGAGUCAGACUGUUCCAGCCCCAGCCCUAUCAUUUUCCUGGAUGAAGUGGGCUACCAGAAGAGCCUGCUGGCCAAGCUGGACAUUCCUCAAGUGCCAGGGGGGCCCAGAGAGCGAGUUGAAGACUCAGAUUCGGAAGUUAGUGAGUUUUUUGACAGCUUUGACCAGUUUGAUGACUUGGAUGAGCUCAACUCAGAGAGCUGUACUCUUACUCUGCCUCUGGAUGCGAUUAGUGCUCCAGCAGCACAGAAAGAGGCUGCUGAAUCUGGCACAAGUACAUCAUCUUUAAAAUAUGUUUCUAGGGGCUGCUCAACCAAGGGAAUGAAUCCUCACCGCUUUGAUCAGCCCACUCUCCCAGCCAAUGUGAAAAAACCCACGCCCCUGAAACCAGGCUCUCCUUACUCAAUUCCCUCUGAGGUGCCGGAUUCCCCUUGGCCUGUACAGACUCCCUCUGAGGAGAACGGCGGUCCCCUCUUCAGUCCUUUGAGCUCCUCUGCCUUCAGUCCCCUGGUGGACUCCAGCGGACCACUGGAAUACUUCUGGAAUACAGAGGUGGAUGGACAAGAUGACUCUGAGCUACGUAAACCCCAGGAUCUCUGUUCUUUGUAUAAGACCUACUCAGACUUUGCUAGCAGUCUGUCCAAAGAAAUUCUUGGAUCUGUCUGUGGCUACCAGUCUGCUGUUGACAUCAGUGACAACAAGAAUCUCUCCUGUGUCUGCCACAAGGAAUUUAAGAACCCUUCAGGAUACCUGAUGAAACUCUCAGAAAUACAGGAGACUGUAACAGUGGCCAAGCUGCAGAAGAAAUCCCAGUCUCUGAAAGAUGGUAUUCAGAGGUUUGCCAGUGACCUUGUGGAAAUGAGCUUGGGCAGCGCUUUGCGAGACCUCCAAAAAGGGGUGUCCUCCUGCACCACCACCUUGUGCCACCUAGCUGCUCGACUUACCUCCUCAGUAUUUCAAAUGGCCUUCCAUGAGAUUGGCAUGCGACGUGCAUAUGUACUGAAGGAGCGGGCAAUCAACGGGCUGGCCAGCUUCCUGGUUGGAGAGGCCGUGUCCGCAGCGCUCAAAGAGUUCCUGACUGUGAAGAAGCAGAUUUUCCACAGCACUGUAACACGUUUUGCUGCUGAUCUGGCUGAAGAGCUGGUGUUUGAAGGUAUAAUGGAAGUAUGUCAGUUCUCCCACCCCUCAACCCCUCUCACCCCAAGUGAUUGGUCUUUUGGCCAUGGGCAAGAGGAAGAAGAGGAGGAGGAGGUGGUGUCCUCCUAUGCCUCGGACCUUUCUGAGUCUGUCAUCCAGGAGGCCUUCAUAGAGCUCUCUCAGGCAGAUGUUGCCUUCACAAGCCAAGCAGCUAUAAGUGUGUCUGUGGACAACAUCUGUUAUGUCAGUGCAGAUAACACCUGCACUCAUACCUGCAGCACCUUUGCUAACCAGCAGGUUUUAAGUGCAGCGGUCCCAGCGGAGGAUGCUUCUUGUACUGUGAAGAAAGCCCUGUUCACUGUAUCAGGGAUGGCCAGCUGUAUUCCUGUGCCCCAAGCAGGGCACGCCCUCUCCAACCUCCAGGAUUCCGAGGAGACCACUCAGCAGAGGUCUAGCUUGUCACAUACCCCACCGACCAGCCCCAAAAGAUCAACUGUGUCAUCCUCUGAGAAUGCCACUUCUCCACUAACGCCCCUUUACAGUCAUGGAACUCAGACCUCUCUACCAGCAGGAGAGCCCUCCCCAAAAAAGUCUCCAUUCCAAAGCUUCUCUGGCAACAUAGUGGAUAUGAUAGUAACUGAGGCUUGUGAGCUAAUAACUGCCUCUAAAAUGAAGAAGGGUUUCGGCGACUGUGCUGACUUCCUCACAAAGACAAUCAGAAGCCGCAGGGACUCUUACGAUGCUCCGGAUUCCCCUUCAAAGCAAGGAGCUGUCAGGGAAAGUUUUAGAUAUGACUAUAGAGAUUCUGGGCAUGUUAGACCAGGUGGCCCUAUGGGACAAGCAAAUAAUCCUCCCAUUUCCUUUCAGACAGGCACUCUAAACCAGGGGAGUUACCGAUGUGAGCGAGGCCCUAGGACCAGGGGUGUGUCUGAAACACAUCCUGUGAUGAGGAAUACUUUGGAAGUGCCGGGUAAUGAGAUGGGUGGACAAAGGAGGAUAUCCGCUACUGUGGAUGAUUCAGCUCCAAACUCUGGACAGAAGUCUACUGCGACUCCUGGUACUCCUCCUUCCACCCCCCAGCAGCCCAGUGAGGUGUCCAAGGAGAGACAGAUAAAGCAGUUCUCCAAAAAGCUGAAAAGCAAGCUGGCUAAAGAAUUUUCCCCUGCAACACCACCUCCAACCCCUCACUAUCAGCCUGAGCUGGGCCCGGGACCAAAAGACACCAUCCCAGAUGCAGACAAGGCAGAGUUUAUGCUCAAACUGAUGAGAUCUCUCUCUGAGGAGGCUGAUGGAAAUGAGGAAGAAGAGGAGGAAGAACCGUCAGAAGAAGACGGUGUUGGAGUUGCUAACACAUCUUUAGAGAGAGGGGGCGGCCGACACACACCCAGCUCGAUGUGCGCUCGCGUAAUGUCCAACAAAGAAGCUCUCCACUAUGCUGAGCGGUUGGCGUGCCACAUAGUCUCCAUGGCAACAGAGAUGGACACCCUAGGAGGGGCAGAAGAGAAGCAGGGAGAGACGAACCAGGGCAGUGAGAAGAGGAGAGACAGUGUGGCUCAGUUUUCAGAGCAGACCCUCAACUCAUUGUGGGUGUAUGCAGGAGAGGUGGCGGGAGAGGUAAUUAGUGAUGUGAAGAGGAUGGUGAGCUCUGGACAGCAGUGCCCGCAUCACAGAGCUCUCAGAAGAAGAAGGAGCUGGGACAGAUCUAGCUCAGAAUGUUUGCAUUACCACCACAGACACCACUCUCAACCCGGUACAGACCAGAGCAGAGACUGGAGGUUAGGAAGGCUGGCUGAGCAGUGGUCCAAUGACCUGAUUGCCUCGGUCUCCCAGUCUUCCACCUCUGCUUCGAGCACUGUGUCUUGCUCCAGCUCUGGUCUAUCCUCUGAGUAUCCCAGCUGUGAGAGCGUGACAGAUGAGUAUGCCGGCUACCUCAUUAGGGUGCUGAAAAAGGAAGGGGGGAGUAGGGAGUUAGUCCUGGACCAGUAUGCAAGCCGUUUGGCUUAUCGUUCUAUAAAACUUGGCUUGGCUCACGCCAGUCGUAAAAUAAAGCAGAGAUCCUCUAGUGCACGUCUUUGCUCCUCUAAGUCUCUGCCAGAUGAAUGGAAAUCAUCUUGUAGUAGUAAAACGUCAUCAGCCAAGGAUCAAACAGAGAUGGAUAGAAACACCCAGUGUUGUUGCAGGGACUCUGAAGAGCAGAGUAAGAGGGAGUAUAUGGACCUAGUCCACUUUGCUGAAUCUUUAGCAUAUAAUAUCACCUGUGAUGUCACACGCAAGCUCCAUCUUUCCUCUGUACGGCUGCCAAAGUCUCUCACUGACUCCUGUCUUUAUAAAAAAUCCAAACUGGAAGACAUGGCAGAGAAUCUCAUCAGGAACUCCUUCUCCUGCCCUUUGUUAUCCAAGGAGGGUAAGAGCAAGCACUACCACAGCACAGGGAGCCUCUACGAUCAAGGUUACAGUAGCAAGGUGAUGCAAGUCAUCGAGCAUUAUGCAAGGAAAAUAGUGGAUGACACGCUGAAGAUAAGCAUGGCUUCAGUUGACCAUUCAUCACGGGAGCACCAAGGCUAUGACAGACACACUCACACACAGAGGUUGUCUGAGGGCCCAGUUCUGGUCCGGGCAAUGGGGGAGAGGGCAUGUUGUUGCUGUCAAGUCCAGGAGUGUCCAUACUGCAGCAAGCACAGCAGGCACCACUACCAACCUGUGCUGCAGAGGAGGAAAAGGGGAGGAGACUGUCAAGCAAGAGUGCUCUCUAGUCUGGAGAUUCCCAAGAUCCACAUCGACCUGGACCACAGGGUGGCAUUUGCAGAGGAGAUGGUAUCCAUGGCAAUGGAGACAGCAAAGCGCGAGCUGAGCAACACCAGCCUUAAUGCUGACAGCGGGAUCGGCCAUGAUGGCACCAGCUACGCCGAGAGCCUCACUGCUGAGAUCAUGACGUCAGCCCUGUCCAACAUAUGCCAGGCUGCCCUUACCAGUGCUUCGAGUAGGGAAACCACUGAGUCCACUGUAUCUCAGCAGCUGAGUGUUGGAGAUGACAGCCUGGGAAGCUGGUCCAACCUGAGCUUUGAAGAUGAGCACCCAGAUGAUAACAGCAGCUUCCUCCACCUCAGUGACAGCAGCAAUGGGAAUAGCAGUAGCUGGAGCAGUCUGGGCCUGGAGGGGGAGGUGUGUGAAGAGCACUUGUCAUUCUCCCCCUCUGACAGCGACAAUACAGAGGACAAGGAGGCUGAGGUCAAAGAGGAAUCAAGUGGGACACUCUGUGUGGACAGGACUCAAGUGCAAACUCCCAGGACUGCCCUGGUCAUAGCGAACUCAGAUCUCAGAGAUCCUGGGAGUGGCCCUAAGCACGUCACCCUCGACCCCCAGCUCAGGAGCAUGCUACAGUGGCUGGCAGCCUCCAUGGCCGACAUCCCUCAGAUCCAGCUGUGUCCUGACAGAGAACUGCAGCAGCUCCCAGCGGUGGUCCAGAGGCUUCGAGAGAGGAAGUGGAAGGUGGGCGAGCUGCUGCACAUGCUGCUGCGCUACUGUGAUGAGAGCCACAGUCAGCCCGAGGCCAGAGAAGAGGCACUUGAGGCCGGCAAAGAACCUCACUGCAUCUCCCUCUUCCAGUGGCUUCUGGAGCGCGCCUAAGGCCUCUGCUUUUUUCCCCCCCUUGCUCUCCUCUCAUUAUUUCCAAACAGGGCUUUGCAACCUCUAUGAGCCCCAAAAGGCUGCCCCACAAAUCUGAUCUAACUCCCUCUCACGAAUGUGGGCAGCACGUGUGUUGCAUUGCGUGUAUGGCACGUGUAUGCAUGCCAUCUUUUCUCGGUUUUUGUUGUUUUUUUUUUCCCCCAGUUUCUGUUUUGUUGCUGCAGUUUCAUCAGUUAUCAGGCCUGCAUGUGUAACCCGUGUUGAUUUAGUGAGCUGUCUCCUUUGCUCGCCUACACUCUUGAAUCGAAGGCCUCACACCUUGCUGUGCUUAAGCUACAAGGAGAAGUGGGGGAGGACCCACCCGGUGUGUUUCCAGAGGGAGAUGCAGUGUGUUGGGAGAAAAGACAGAAUGGGAAUCCCCACAGCUGCUGGGCGGAUGAUGUCAUCACACCCACACCUCACCUCUCUGGUGGUAUUUCCACAUGUUGAGAGACCAACUGUACACACGCACAUAUGCACACACAAACACAUUUUGAUUAUUAGAACCAAUUCAAAAUACAUGAACACAAUUCCGUUACUGUCUUGAUCCACUAGAGUUGUGCUGCAGUAAGUACGUUUAGCUUUUCUCUAAAUGACUCACUACACUGCCAUACAGAGAGGUUGAUAAGACUCUGUUAAGCCCACCUCUGUAGUUUAGUGAACUGUGCUGUCAUUUUUGCGAUGAUGAUCAUGAGCAAAUUUAUUUGGCCACAGAAUAAAUAAGAGUUUUAUCUAAUACUGUAACCCUGCUUCUUCUAGUAGCAAUCCACUUGGUUGUCAUACUUAGUAAAAUAUUAAAGAGGAGAAUGAGUCAUAGUGAGGAUUUAUUAAAAAAGAAAAGGGAAAAUAAUCUUUGUAUGUACAAGGAUUAUCUUUCUAUUUCCUUUUUAUAUAUGUAAAUAUAUAUAUGUAUUUUUUUUUUUUUUUUAAGGUAGUGUAUCUAAUCAAACAUGAAAUGCUGCUUUUUACUUGUGGAGGAAAUGGUCACUUUGGCUUACCGCUACUAAGCUGGGUGACUGUUCACCCUCUGCAGUUCAGUAGUUAAUUGCGUACACCGGUCAUCUGUGUCAGUGGCCCUCGUCCAGUCUUGGGGAAGAUCCAGUGACGCAGAUAGCAGAUCCUUGAGUAAUUAAAGACACCGGCUCUGUCUGCACAUCGUAAAACCGCAGGCUAGCAACAUCUGCGUCGCUCAGGCCUGGACUCACACAUUCUGUCACCCACACUCCACAGUCACCUCAAGGAGUCGAAGAGUAUGAAUACCACAACUUCCGUACAGUAACCUGCCCCCCUACCCCACCCCCUCAGUGUAACACACACACACACACACACACACACACACACACCCUCAUUACUCACCAGCCCCCCUUAUGCACAGCACUACCAGCUACUUGCUGAGAAGCACUUUUUUUUCUUUUUUUCUUUUUGGACUUAGCCUGAGGAGAGACUGGGCGUUUCCUCUCCCCGGCCGCCUCUGUGGACCUAAAAUCAAUCUGCAAAUUAAGGGGAUACAUUUGGAUGUUUGUAUUUAUUUAUUUAUUGUUGUUGUUGUUGUUGUUUUUUUGUUAUGUUCUGUUUUUCCCUAAUGAGGGACUGAAGGAUGACAUGAUGCUGCAAGGUCGUCAAAUUUAA